UUCGACGUGUUUGGUUGAUUCUAUUAAUUUCGGUGUGUUUGUGAUAGAGCAAAUUUUUUUGCCGCCGGUUUUUAGUUGUGUGCCGCUUAUAACACCAAGUGGAUAAAUGGGUGUAUGCGUGUAGGAUAUGAUCGCUGAGCCUAUUGCAAAGGGCUAAACGUGAAUUAUAAAUUUUUAACAAAUGUUAAAUUGAUUCUCAAAGUGAAUUGAGUUUGAGGCUUGCAAAGACAAAAGUGUGAACGGAAAAUGUGUGCAAGCUUUGAAGUGAAGGAGUAGAUGAGCUGUUGCACGCGGCUGUUUGAUGAUAAAAAAAGCGUCUAAAAAAAUUGCAACAUUGAAAUAAUGAAAAGCGAAGCGUAAAGUGAAAAUUUUGCUUCGCAUUAAAAAAAAUUUUAAUUUUACGGUAAAGCGUCAAAAAAAAUUUCAACAUUCAAAUAAUGAAAAGCAAAGCGUAAAGGGAAAAUUCUGCUUCCCAAAUUUUUCAUUAGAAAAAUAUAAAUUUUGGAAAAAAGUCUAAAAAAAUUUCAAUAUUCAAAUAAUAAAAAGCGCUUAAUGAAGUGAAAAAAUUUUAGUUAUGAGGAAAAUCGUCUAACAAGUAUAUACAUUUGAUUAACAAAAAACGCUUAAUAAAGAGAAAAUUUGUCCGAAAUUAUUUAUUCGCCUUCAAAAAUUUUUUUAAAAUAAAAAUUUCAUUAACAAAAAGCGCUUAACGAAAAGUCGUCCUAAAUAAUUAAUUCGCCUUCAAAAAUGUUCUAAAAACUAAAAAUUUCAUUAAUAAAAAGCGCCAAAUAAAAUGAAAAUUUGUCCGAAAUAAUUUAUGCACCUUCACGAAUUUUAAUUUUGAGAAAAAUCGCCUUAAAAGUAUAAAAAUUUCAUUAACAAAAAGCGCCAAAUAAAAUGAAAAUUUGUCCGAAAUAAUUUAUGCACCUUCACGAAUUUUAAUUUUGCGAAAAAUCCCCUUAAAAGUAAAAAAAUUUGGUAGAACAAAAAGCGCUUAAUAAAGUGAAAAUUUUCCUUACAUAAUUCAUUCAACUGCAAAAAGUUAUCAAAAAUUUCAAAAGCCUUGCAAGUGUUUCACCAAAAAAUGCUCUGUGUGCCACAGCAAAAAAAUAUACAAAACAAAAAGUGUUCCAACAACUAAAAAAUCCACAACAGCAAAAGUGUUCAAAGUGCACAAAAAGUUCCUGCCGAAUCAGCCCAACUAAAUAAUUACAAAAGCAUUCGCAAGUCUGAUUCAUGCUCAAAAAGUGCAUAGCAUAAAUUUUCCACAAUCACUCCAUUGCGCCGAAAUGUACGCCCCAUCACGCCAAAUGCCGUCGGCUCGCGGCUACAAUGCGCUGUUCUGUGCCAUAAUCGUCGCGUUCGCGUGCUUCUCGUCGCCAUCGUCCGUUAGCGCAGUGCAUCGUUACGAUCAAACGCCCGUCGAAGCAAGUCCCUUCUAUCGCACUUCCGCUUCAGGUGAAAUGAUUAGCUCAUCGGCCAUGACGAGCGACGCAUUUCCCCACCACAAUCGCUGUGAACCGAUCACCAUAUCGAUUUGCAAAAAUAUACCCUACAACAUGACAAUAAUGCCGAACUUAAUCGGACAUACCAAGCAAGAGGAAGCCGGCUUGGAGGUGCAUCAAUUUGCACCGCUCGUUAAAAUCGGCUGCAGUCCCGAUUUGCAGCUCUUCCUUUGCUCGCUGUACGUACCCGUUUGUACGAUACUCGAACAACCAAUACCGCCGUGUCGUUCGUUGUGUGAAUCGGCGCGCAUCUGUGAAACGCUAAUGAAAACUUAUAAUUUUAAUUGGCCCGAGAAUUUGGAAUGUUCCAAGUUCCCCGUGAAUGGCGGUGAGGCGUUAUGUGUGGCUGAGAAUACAACUUCGUCUACGCCGUCGCCAACGCGUAGCAUACCGAAAGUGACGACGCGCAAAAAUUAUGCGGACGGCCCGCAUCGGAAUAUCGGUUUCGUGUGUCCUGUGCAGUUAAAGACGCCGCAAGGAAUGGGCUAUGCGCUCAAAGUGGACGAGAAGGAAUUACGCGAUUGUGGUGCGCCGUGCCAUGCCAUGUUCUUCCCGGAGAAAGAGCGCACUGUGCUGCGUUAUUGGGUCGGUUCGUGGGCAGCUGUCUGUGUAGCAAGUUGCCUCUUUACGGUGCUGACUUUUCUCAUAGACUCGUCGCGUUUUCGCUACCCGGAACGUGCCAUUGUUUUUCUCGCCGUUUGUUAUCUCGUUGUGGGUUGUGCGUACGUAGCCGGUUUGGGAGCGGGCGAUUCGGUGGCAUGUCGGGAACCAUUUCCGCCACCAGUGCGUCUAGGGCGGCUGCAAAUGAUGUCGACUAUCACGCAGGGCCAUCGUCAAACCACCGCUUGUACCGUUUUAUUUAUGGCGCUCUACUUUUGUUGCAUGGCCGCCUUUGCUUGGUGGUCAUGUUUGGCGUUCGCUUGGUUUUUGGCCGCCGGCCUUAAAUGGGGUCAUGAGGCGAUCGAAAAUAAAUCGCAUUUAUUUCAUUUGGUCGCUUGGGCGAUACCGGCGUUGCAGACAAUUUCGGUGCUGGCAUUGGCCAAAGUUGAAGGUAAGAUUUUGAUGUUGGAAAUGGAAGUGCAUGGCUAGCACUAGCUAGAUUAU
Molecule: messenger RNA, 2609 nt
Organism: Anastrepha ludens (Mexican fruit fly)
Lineage: Eukaryota; Metazoa; Arthropoda; Insecta; Diptera; Tephritidae
Gene: fz
Product: frizzled
Exons: 7
Coding region: 1290-2594 (434 amino acids)
Biological process (GO): non-canonical Wnt signaling pathway; canonical Wnt signaling pathway
Cellular component (GO): plasma membrane
Molecular function (GO): Wnt-protein binding; Wnt receptor activity
Source: RefSeq, a predicted model, not a curated record